This is a messenger RNA of Ruditapes philippinarum (Manila clam), 3973 nucleotides long. Its product is annotated as baculoviral IAP repeat-containing protein 2-like. Lineage: Eukaryota; Metazoa; Mollusca; Bivalvia; Venerida; Veneridae. Bases 429 to 3215 code for a protein of 928 amino acids. The transcript is spliced from 10 exons. Gene Ontology annotation, cellular component: cytoplasm; nucleus. The record is from RefSeq and is a predicted model, not a curated record.
CCAAAGUACCCACAGUACAUUUGUCUAGUAAAUCCCGUUUGUCUCAAACAGUAAAGGAGAUAAAAGGACUCGCGGUAGAAGGAUCUUUUCAACAAAAACAGUUAGAAUAUGAAAAGGCUGAAUCAGAUGAUCAGUGGGAUAAAUACUCAAGUCGAAGCCUCAAAGAAAUUUCAAGGAAUUGGCCUAUUUACAUUACAAGACCGAUUGCACAUACAAAGUAUAUAAACUUUGAAGAGGACGUUUUAAAUAUUCGUUUGACACAACGGCAACUCUCAGACAAAAUAGCAGAAUAACCAAAUGUUCUGUCUCUAGAAUAUCUUAAUGAAAUUUUGCUUACAUUAAGCCAAAUUAAUACAAUUUCUUCAGAGUCAUUGACAGACAGCGCCACUCUUUAUUCAGAUAUUAAAACAGUGCAACAGUGUUGCAGGAUGUUUCACAACACAGAAUCAAGUGUUUAUCAUAAUAAACAUUGGUGGAUUCAGUUCACAAAAGAAUAUGUGCCUAAUUAUGUAACAAAAAAUAUGUUUGACCUUAUACCUAUUUCAUUACCAAACAUUUGUUCAUAUAUAGAAUUAAAAUUGAAUCAUAUAAAUUGUGAAUAUAUUUCUGCAUUAAAUAGGGGAGAUUUUAUUUCAAAGAAAAUAUUUGAUGCAUGGUUAAAUAGACUGAUCUUCAGAUCUCUAGAUGACAAACAUUUGGGCAUGCCUUAUAAAAGUAAAAUGACUGACAAAAUGUAUGUUUUGGAAAACGUAAGGACAAAUAUAAUGUCAGAACCUUGGCCAACUGUUUGUAUUCAUGACCAUGAAAACAGUAACCAUGCCUCAGAAACUGAAGAAAACUAUAAUUGUAACCAUAGUAAUUUUCAUUCAGUGGGGGCUUUGCCAAAUGAGAUAUUUCAAGCCGGAAAAAGAACAUCAGUUAUAAAUUUGAAUCAAAGAUAUCAACUAAGUGGAACAACAGUUGACCUAAAAACACAACAUGCUGGUUUACAGCAAAUGGAAGAAAAUGACGAUUCGCCUAAUAAGGAAGAAAAAGAUCCUAUAAAAUCUAUUAUUUGUCAUGAAAAUGAUAUGUUCCCAUGUAGUACUUACAUUGCUAGUAAUCCAGUGUUUACUGAAGAAAGUAAUACCGAACAACCUCAAGAAACAGCCAGAACUGUUAAUGAUAAUGAAGAUUUAUCAGCAACUGAUAAUCCCAUUAGUGAUACUCCCAUGACAAGAAAUUUUGCAAUAGAUAAUGAAGUCAUUAGUACUUCUAUCCCACCUGGGGCAUUAUCUUCUGAUGAACAUUUUCUCAAUGAAGCAUCUAGAUUUACAAAUGGGGACAUAGCUCAUGACUCGGGUGAAUCUAUUCAACACAGUCUCAAAGGCUGUGAUAAACCAACUACAAACCCAAAUGUAGAAUAUGUUCAAAAGACUGAUCAUCCAGAAGACAGUUCAUCAACAUUGCCAUCUCAAGCAUCAGAAACUAGCAAUGCUGUAGGCAUUACUGUCAGUGAUCUUCCAAGUCCCGAAGUUGACACAGCUGAUCUUCAAAGGUUUGAACCAUUAAUGCAUAUAAUUGACAAAAUAGCAGGAGGAGAGAGAGUCCCUCCUCAAGUAACAAUGCGUUAUGAACUUCUCCGAUUUUGCACUUUAAGAUCAUUUCCCAAACACAAUAAGCCAUAUAUAACAAGAAUAGCUCAGGCAGGUUUUUAUUUUGCAAACACAGAUGAUGAAGUUGUUUGCUACUGUUGUGCACGUAGAAAAAGCAAUUGGCGCGAAGAUGAUAUUCCUAUAGAAAUACAUCGAGAGUUAAAUCCUAAUUGCAGUUUUCUUCUUAGCAAUUUAGAGGUGAAUGUGCCUGUAAGAAUGUCAGAAUUAUUAAUCCAAGAAAGUAAUAGAUCUACAUCUUCUCAAAUUCUUGAAAAUACCAACCAGACUAGCUCAGCUUCUACCAGUGACACAAUAUCAUGUAAUACAAGUGGACCGACAAACCACUCUAGUACAACAGCAAAUUCAUCUACUCCAAAUGUGACACAGGCUAUAUCAUCACCUGUUGUUUCAACAAACAGUGAACUAUCUCAAAAUAGAGUGCAGCCAAGAGCUCAUGGUAAUUUUGUAAUGACCUCAUCAGCGAGUUCAUUUGUACAGGAGCACCAAUCAAAUAGUGUCACAGCUUCAAAUGGUAUCCAUGCCUCUCCAGUUGUGAGUUCAAGUUCAUUAAGACCAACAUCUGAACUGUCUGCUCAAGGAACUAAUAGAUCAACUGCUCCAAAAUAUCCAAAGUAUGCCAGCAAAACUGCCAGGGUGACAAGUUUCAAUGAUUGUGGAGACAUUGUGAUACCACCAGAUAGUUUGGCUACCUCAGGAUUUUUCUAUGCUGGCUUUGGUGACUGUGUUAGGUGCUUCCAAUGUGGCGUUGGUCUUCGUCAUUGGUCAGAAGAAGAUGAUCCUUGGAUCGAACAUAGUAGAUGGUCAAAGGAUUGUUUAUUUGUUAAACAAGUGAGAGGUCAAGAGUUUGUGAAUAUUGUUCAAAUGGCUGUACAAUACUCUCAGAAUCAAAAUGGAAAUGGCCAGACUCCAGGUGGAAGUGCUACUGGGUCUGAUGCUGAGAUAGAGCGCAAAAUGCAUACAGAUGCUGCCCAAAGUGUACUAGAGAUGGGCUACAAUCCACAUGUCAUACGGAGCGCCUUACGUGCAAUAAGAGAUGGAAAUGAUGGGCGAACUUUAAGCGCCGCAAUAUUGAUGGAGAAAAUCUUCGAGUUAGAAGAUGAAGCAUCGGCAAAUGGUGAAAAUAACCAAUCUGUCCAAGGAACACCUCCAAACCAGUCAAAUACAAUUGCUCAAGUACCAGUUACAGUUAACAAUAACACCCAAAGCCAAAGAGUAUCCCUCAAUACUAGUUUAGCGUCAUCAAAUUCGGCAAGGACUCAGUCAGUUCCAGUUGGGAAUACAUCCUCCCAGGCAUCCUUAACAACAAAUGCAAGCAGUGAAGCAAACAGAACUCAAAAUAAAAAGGCACAACUUUUAGAACAGAAAAAGCUCAAACAAGAAAAUGAACAGCUGAAACAACAAUCAAUGUGUACCAAAUGUAAACAAAAUGAUGUAUGCAUCGUUUUUCUACCAUGUGGACAUUUAGUUACAUGUGAAACUUGUGCACCAACUAUUAGAUACUGUUCGGUAGAAGGUUGCGGGAAAUAUAUAAAAGGCACAGUUAGGACAUAUCUAGCAUAAACUGAAAUGCUGUCAAGGAUUGUAUAAAGAAUGCAAGGAACAAAUUCCUGCAGCAGCUGACUAGGACGGCCAUGUUGUUGUUUGCGCAUACAUGUUAUCUUAAAAUAUGAUCACACUAGUGGAAAUAUGUGAUUGAAUGGUCAGCACCAUAAUGCACAUCAUGAAAUUAAGAAAUGCUGCUAAUCAAACAUUAUAUUUAGUAGAUAAUGCCAAUAUGAUAUGCCAAUAUCGAAGUGCCUACACUAUGUUUAUGGAAACUUGUACUGUCUGACAGUGUAAAUUUGAUAUUAGUCAAAUUCAGUUAUGUUUAGUAAAGAAUGUCUUGAUUAUCUUAUGUGCAGCAUACAUGGUAAAGAGUAAUAUGAUGCAAUAGGAGAGCUAAAUUUAUUAUCAUUCGUAUAGCAUACUUGGUAAGGUGCAAACAUGUAGCACAUGUGGUACAGUGUAAAAGCAUAAACACAUUCUUUUAAAAAACAAAAACAAUUAUCGUUUAUGAAAUUUAUGUAAUGAUUUUAAGGGAAAGGAAAACGGACUUAUACGACUGUUGUGAAGAUUUACGCAAUAAUUACCUACCAAAGAAAUAUUACAUACAACCAAACUAAUAAAUUAACUUGAAUAAGUUGAAUAUAAAUGAUUGAUAUGUCAAUUGUUGUUUACUUACUAUGCUCUGUAAACUGUUAAUAUGUUGUUUAUUAUAUUUCCCCAUGGACUGAAAGCCAAAAUGCCAAAAAGCCACACAAAAAAAAACAAAAAAAAAA